AUUACAAAUGAAUCCGAUGUGUGGCAGCGGGCGCACCUUCGGUUGUCGGACCGCCGUCAAUCGUUGACACUCAUCGGACGGCAGGUCUACGGAGAAGAUCGUCCGGCGCAACUCAACGGCGCUGCACACAGCCAAAUUCAUUUGCAAAAACCGACGGUGUGAUUGACGAUAAGCGGCGACCUUGAAUCUUACUUACGGUGGAGUGCGCUAAUCAUUAACGGAGCAUCGGGCGGAGGACUAUCCAACAAAACCAGAAGGAUCCGAGGUUCGUCAGUUUGUCGUUUACACCAUCAUCAUGUGCCUCGACGGUCCGACCAAACUACCGGUGGCCUCGUCGCAGCAGCUACUCGAAGAAGCUGCCCAGGCCGAACUGGGUUCGAACGAUGUUUCCAUCAAUCUGACGGCCGGUUCCAACAAAGGUGACAACUAUCUUGGUGUGGUAUUUCGAGCCGAGGCCGAAUGUCGCGGGACGGGGAAGAGGGUCAGUAUCAUCGCCAAAUUACCGCCGACCAGCGAAGCCCGCCGGAAGCAGUUUAUUGCACGGGCUAGUUUCGAGCGGGAAAUCCUCUUCUACACCGAAAUCUAUCCGAUGAUGGUAGAGUUCCAGCGGGAAAAGGGUCUUGACACGAGCGACGGACGACAGGCGUUCAAUCAGAUUCCCCGUUGUCUCCGGACUUGUUUGGUUGACUGUGAAGAAGCUAUCCUGAUGGAGGAUUUGAAAGCGUCCGGUUUCGAUAUGUACGAUCGACACAAGGCUUUGAAAGUGGAACACUAUCGACUGGCGGUAAGCGCACUGGCUCGGAUGCACGCGAUUUCCUUUGCGCUGAAGGAUCAACACCCGGAACGGAUCGAUCCGUACAAGGGAAUGGUAGAUCUAUUUCUAGCGAAAGAGCCAGACGAAGCGAUGGGUCAAUGGUUUACGGUGAUGAUCGAUCGGGCUCUGGGAACGUUGGAUAUUGAAACGGAAUCGGAGGUAUAUGCUAGGACGAAAAAAGCUCUGGACGCCGAUUUCCUGGACAUUGUGAAAAGCUUAACGGAUGGAAAAGCCGCCGAACCGUACGCCGUUCUCUGUCACGGCGACUGCUGGAACAACAAUAUGCUGUUCAAACAUGAGAAAGGAUCACCGGUAGAUUUCCGCCUGCUGGACUGGCAGAUCUGCCGUUACGCUUCACCGGCUCUCGAUCUGAUGUAUUUGAUCUUUACUUCAUCGAACAAAGCAUUCCGUGAUCAACACUACCAAUCGCUGAUAGAUCUGUAUCACCGAAGCCUGUCGGAUUUCCUGCGCCGCCUAGGAUCCGAUCCGGAAAGGCUGUUCCCCCGCGAAGCCCUAGAUCAGCAAUUGAAGCAGUUCGGUCGCUUCGGCCUACUGAUGGCAGUUCUGAUUCUUCCAAUGAUCACCACUAAAAGUGAAGAUGUGCCGGAUCUGGAAGAAAUGGCCGAGAAGAUGGAAAAUGGUUUCAACAUCGCCGAUGAGAUGAACAAUUUCCGCUCCGAAGACACGGAAGCCAUCUACCGGCAGAAGAUGUCCGAUUGCUGCCGCGAUAUGGUUCAGUUUGGAUAUAUCUAGUAGUUCGGAGUCCGAUGAAUACAGUAUUUGUUUAACUGGUUUCCGAUGGAACCGCAAAAUCUGCACAUAUCUACCAAAUAGAGUAUUUUCCACAAUAUGAUUGUUUAAUUAA
Messenger RNA from Malaya genurostris, 1679 nucleotides. RefSeq lists its product as uncharacterized. The coding region runs from base 296 to 1567 and encodes 423 amino acids. The transcript has 3 exons. The record is from RefSeq and is a predicted model, not a curated record. Lineage: Eukaryota; Metazoa; Arthropoda; Insecta; Diptera; Culicidae.